Messenger RNA from Vidua macroura (Pin-tailed whydah), 2355 nucleotides. RefSeq names its product carbohydrate sulfotransferase 4 (gene CHST4). The transcript has 2 exons. NCBI's taxonomy places the organism in Eukaryota, Metazoa, Chordata, Aves, Passeriformes, Viduidae. The record is from RefSeq and is a predicted model, not a curated record. Gene Ontology annotation, biological process: keratan sulfate proteoglycan biosynthetic process; N-acetylglucosamine metabolic process. Bases 383 to 1687 code for a protein of 434 amino acids. Gene Ontology annotation, molecular function: N-acetylglucosamine 6-O-sulfotransferase activity.
UGCAACUUGUUUGUCCUUUGCUCUGACAUUCUACAGACAUCCCUGUUCCUGCUCUUACAGGCAGCAGUCUUUUUUGGGGCUUGUAAUAGGAGUUAAAAGUAUCUCUCAGUCUCCUUCAUGAAUUUUCUGGCCCUGUUCCUUUACUAGCAGCACUUGGUCAUUCACACCCCUGUAAGAAACUGCCAUUUCUGUACCUUUUGCUUCAUGCAGGGUGGAGUUUUCUAGUUUAAGGCUGGUCAAAGUAGGCGGGCAGUGUAGAGCGGUCAGUCUUAGAGCUGGGAUGUACACAAAGAGGACAGGAAGGGACAGGCACAGGUGUAGGUAGGACCUAAGUACACGUGCAUAUGAGACUCCAACAUGAAGGCAGAGCGCCUGUACAUGAAUGCACAGCUGUUCGUGUGACUGCCUGGAGGCGUGUGUACCACAGCAGCGAACGUGUGUGAGGGCAACUUUGCUUGAAUCAGGUCUCGUGGUGCUUCACAAGGACUUGUUAAGGUCCCUUGCAAUCAUGGUGAAGUCUAGAAGAGUGCAGGUGCUCCUGAUUCUGGUAGUUCUGUCCUUCCUUUUUAUCCACUUCCUACCCUGCAGCAACAAUGCCUAUAUGGAAGAAAAACCUUCUCCUGUUCACAUCCUCAUUCUCUCCUCCUGGCGGUCAGGAUCCUCCUUCACUGGACAAAUCUUCAGCCAGCACCCCAGUGUCUUCUACCUGAUGGAGCCUGCAUGGCAUGUUUGGGUUAAGAUGUACCAGAACAGUGCCAAAGUCUUACAUAUGGCAGUGCGGGACUUAGUCAGGUCGGUCUUUCUGUGUGACAUGUCUGUGUUUGAUGCUUACAUGUCUAGCCAGAAGAAAAAGUCCGAUUUAUUUCAGUGGGAGACAAGCCGAGCCUUGUGCUCCCCACCUGCCUGUGACUCAUUCAGUCGCAGUGACAUAAUCACUGCAGGCAAUUGCAAAACCAUCUGCGGCAAGUACCCAUUCAGCAAGGUGGAGGAAGCUUGUAAAACCUAUAGCCAUGUUGCCAUCAAGGAAGUUAGGUUCUUUGACCUGAAAGUUCUCUAUCCCCUUCUCACUGAUCCAUCCCUGAACCUCAAAAUCAUUCACUUGGUACGUGAUCCUCGGGCUGUGUUCAGGUCCCGAGAGAAUACAAUGGCAGACCUGAAACGUGACAGUAACAUUGUUGUGGGGUCUCAGAAGACAAAGGGAGAAAUGGGGCCCUACAACACAAUGCAGGUAAUCUGCAAAAGCCACGUUGAGAUAUACAAGGCAGGAAGUCAGGCCGCUCCAAGCUUCCUGAAAGACCGGUAUCUGCUGGUUCGCUAUGAAGACAUUGUCAGAGACCCGCUAGCAAGGGCUGCUCAGAUGUACAGGUUUGCAAAACUCCAUUUCACACCAGAGCUUCAGAAGUGGGUCCACAACAUCACCCAUGGAAAGGGUCAUGGAGCACAGGCCUUUGAUAUUGGGUCAAGAGAUGCACUGAGAGUAUCCCAGGCAUGGAGAAAGACACUUUCCUUCCAGAAAAUAGAAAAAGUGCAAAAUGUAUGCAAAGAGGCAAUGGAUUUGCUGGGCUACCGGCUUGUUCAGUCUGAAGAAGAGCAGAAAAAUAUGUCUCUGGAUCUUCUGUUUGCCCAGAACUCCUCUGAGUAUCAAAUUUUGAAGGCAGAAAAGCUGGUCUCUGCACCUACUCUCUGAAGGCUGCGGAGUGCUGAACUAUUCACUAGAGCCAAAGAGGACAGAGGUGCAGGCAUAGAAGUGUAGGAGCAUGCAUGGAUGUGCAUGGAUGCAAGAACAAGUGGUACAAGAACCCUGACUACAUUCAGGAGAGCUAUCAGCAGCACAGGGUCACUCUCUAAGACACAUGGAGAUACAGCCACAAUGGAGGCUAAAGUAAUGCGAGUUUGUUUUCCAAAUUAAUUAUGUUUAGGUUGGAGCAUACAGAAUGCCAAAUGAGUAGGACCAGAUAGCAGAAGCUCAAAGCCCCCACAGACCACAGCUGAAGAUGAGGGAAACCACAUGGAGCAAUUGCACUGCAAAGGAAGAGCAAAUGUAAAAGGAAGUUGAACAAAGAAAACAUUGCUUGACAUGCUGCCACAGAGGAUAUGUAGUGCCAGAAAAGAUGCAAGGAUGACUAGACAUUUGGUUUCUGGAAAGAUGCUGGACUUUGUUUUGGGGUUUUUUUUGUUUUGUGGGUUUUUGGGUUUUGGUUUUGUUUUUUUUUUUUUCAUGGUUGCGUUUUCAAGGCCAGUUUUCCUUUUUUUCCAUUUGUGUGCCUAAGUAUCCAGCCUUGGUGGCAAAGGUGGGGAAAUGUUCAUGUUCACUUACUGUAUAAUGGGAAAAUGGAAUAAACCAGCUAUUGCUGA